Messenger RNA from Daldinia loculata, 3169 nucleotides. RefSeq lists its product as uncharacterized. The transcript has 2 exons. Bases 1 to 2685 code for a protein of 894 amino acids. The record is from RefSeq and is a predicted model, not a curated record. Lineage: Eukaryota; Fungi; Ascomycota; Sordariomycetes; Xylariales; Hypoxylaceae.
AUGACCAGUAAUAACAGAGAAUCGGAGGUCCGGCCCAGCGUAGAGACCGACCACAGCGAGAUGGAUGACGAAUAUCUUGACGAGGCCGAAGGAUCUGAACGGGGUGAAUUUGAAAGCGAGGACAAGCAUGAGGAUGUGGAAGACGGCUCAGUGUUGAGCGACGAGACAGAUGACGAUGAUGCUCAUGAUCCAGCCCAAAAAGAUGAUUCAUAUCUUGGAGACCCCGAGUUUGCAGAUUCUCACAUCCACGCCGAUGAUGGCGGUGAUACUAGUUCUCAUCACGAAGCCACGGACGAAGAUGUGUUUAGCGACAAGAGCCCGCGAAGCUCUCUGGGGUCGUACGAUGCCGUUUCUGAGUCCGACAGGGCACACAAAGACUUUGACAAUAUGACAACCGCGACUCGGUCACCUCGAGUUUCGGAUAUUUCACAAAACGAGCGGGAAUAUGAGAAGGGAGAUUUCGUUCCUACCGUUAGAGGAACACCGCGCCCGCCUUUUCGGACCCCUUCGGACGUGCGAGCCAUGCAGAUGUCCUCGCCACCAUCUUCGGUCCUCGGUUCUCCCCGGUCCACAAAGAGGCAAUUCCCUACAGUUUCUCGCUUGGGGACGCCCACAGCCUCCGCGCAAUAUUCCCCCAAGAGGAUGUCCACGCCGUCGCGUUUUAAGGGACGCAAGGAGGCACCUCUCGUCCUACUCCACGUCACAUUGUUACCGCUAAGGUGGGCAUGGGGCAAUCUACUUAACAAUCUCGAUACGGACAAUGUGAGCGAGCAGGUGAAGACCCUCCAAGAAUCUUGGAGGCUCCUGCAAGACCGAAUCGGCGACACCGUCAUCGAGAGAGGUAUACUACUAGGCCAUCCUCAGAAUGACUAUGAGGUUCUCGAGGAGCGCCUGCUCGAAGCGCUAGAGUUGCCGUUCCGCCGACGAGCUCGGAUCUUGGAAUGCGGUCAUUACCUCGGCCCUACCAACGAGUCAACCCUGACCGAAGACGAAGAGAGCGAAGACGAGUGGAGUUCCCAACGAUCUCGCGCUGGGGAUAAGCGGCACUGGUGUGACACUUGCAAAAGCGAGAUCCGCGGCAACUCUCUCGGCUCGGGCAAGAUCUUUCGGGUUAAGGUCUACGCCAGCAACGGGUUGAUGAGGGCUGGCGCCUGGGAAGCUUGCUGGAAAGAGAUGGAACGUGUAGACGUCGAACUGGAACCCAUCGUAGAGCCCGCUUUGCAAGAGGAGUUAGUCCGUCUCGCCGCGACUCACCAAGAGGCAGAGAUUGAAAAGGAGACUACGCAGCAUCAGAGGGAACGGGCCGAUAUGGGCUCCCAAUUCGGGGCCUCCUCACCUCAGCCAGAGCCGUCGCGCGUUGGCACACCUAUUUCUGCGGAGGAGCGGCUCCGGCGAGAUGAAGAACGGCUUCGCGAGAUCUACGGGCAUUCGCCGCCGCCACCACAAUCUCGGGAGCCGUCGGUCCAUCCGGACCAGGACAAGGGGUCGCAUGUGCCACCGUCGCCUCCCUCCGACGAGGCCUAUAAACAAAAGAAACCUCAUCAGGCUGCCUACCAGAACGCGUCGCUCCCCGAGCUUCUACUUCAGUCUAUGAGGGUUUUAUUGCAAGACCGCAGGAAUGUUGCCAUCUUCACUCUCAGCAUUUUUGUGCUUAUGCUUGCCUUCCGGAACGCUCCCACUCCGGCCGAGCCCGUCUACGAGCCAGUGAUCCACCGGAUGAGAGACGUCCCAAUCAUGCGCCGCGCCCAGGUUGUCGAUAUACCUCAGGUUCCUACCGUCCAGGUAAAUUUCCCGACGACAGAAUCGUUAGCUGUGCCGUCAAUUUGCGGCGAACCUUCCACGACGCCUCGACAGCAUGCGCCGUUGGCCGAUCUUGUAGCGGCCGUACCCGACCAAGAGCCGCUGGGAGCAGUUCAGCACCAAGAUGCACCGGUUUCUGAGUCCCCUAUAGAAGCAGCACCAAUAGAAGAGGAGCAAUACGAAUCCGAAGGGAAACCUAUCAUCUCUGAAGAGCCUACAAGCGUGACGUCUACUCAUUAUACGAUACAGACCGAGCCUACAGUGGCUGAGACGGACUAUCAAGGCGACCUGGAAGUCGUAUCGCAGCAGGACAUAUCCGCCAGCGAGCCUGCAGCGGCCCCUGCGGAUUACCAAGAGGAGUCCGUGGCCGAAGAGCCUCAGCAAGAGACAACUCAGAGCGAAGCUGAACCAGUCCCGACGACUUAUGAGGAAGCUUUAGAAGUUGCAAUCGAGCCCACGGCAGCCCAGGACAGCACAGCAAUGGCGACAAGCAUAUCUACUGUCUAUGAGCCGUGCAGCACAUUUGCAGGCGCCUACGACCAGUUUAUAUACAUGGCACUUCAGUCAGAGCAGGCCGAAACUGUGACGGAGAAGAAAGUAGUUCGAGUCUUCCACACAGUCACAGAGACGGAGCUAGAGACGGCGACUGAAACUGUCAAGAUGUCUGCUACUGAUGUUUUAACCGAGGCCACACCAUCCGUUGCUACGGAUGAUGUUCCCCUUGAAGACCCAACCCCAGUCAUGUCAUCGGAGUUAGAGGAGCCAACGGUGGCAGAAGCUGUGGAUAGCCUGUCAGUCAAGAUUGCGAUAGAUCGACGAUACCAAUGUAGCAUGUAUGACGAAGCGUCUCCGGACUGCACAGUUCAUGCUCCUACUUGUACAUAAUGCAGCACUUUGAAUAGCUAUGGAAUAUUAUGAGAGGAAUUAGUCGUAGGUUUGUUUCCUACAUAGGAUGGCGGUUAGAAGGUUGAGUACCUUGGGUACCUCCUAACCUAAUGUGAUGUUGAGAAAACAAAGAGAUAACCUAGAGCGAGUGAUAGGAGGAAUGUCUUAUAAAGGCCAAUGCCUCUUAUAAAGUCUAGUCUGUUCCGCAAUACAAAUAUCGUCUAUGCUCCAACAGCACCUAAACUAAGGAACUACCCUAUUAAAAAGAUUUGCAGUAGCAGUGUUGGAGUGACAAGGUUCUGUAUGUACCUUUACGUAAUGAAGAAAGGGUACAAGGUAUGUAACUGAAACUGUAUUGCUUGAUUGGUUGAUAGAGAUGGUAAGUUACAAGGGGAUCUAUGAAACGUGUGGGGUGUUUAUCUAAUUGUGUGUGUGGGGGGUCCAGGCCCCAGCCCUGGUCACAUGACCGUGGUCGUCCCAACAG